AUGAAGAGAACCAAGGAAAGGUUGAAAGGAGAAAUAUUCCGCGCUUUAGAAUCUAAGAUAAUAGACCUAUUGAGAGAUGAAUCUCAACGAAAUGAUGGCGGAGCUGGAGACAACAAAGAACCUCAUGAGAAAUACUUUGUCGAACCAGAAGAAGUUGAUCCAGAAACUAAUUCGAAUUCGAACGAAAACGAGCACUAUCUAAACGGAUACGGCGAAGUAUUCCAACCUUCGUCGGGAACAACCUCGGACGAAGAGCACGUUUUAGUGGAUGGAGCCGCGUUCGGUUACGGGCAGGAAUUCUCGUACUCACCAUCGAGUGAUGGCUCUGGCGGUGCAGUGAUCUCCUACAACGCGCCGCAAAAGCCCUCGCAAAUCUCAUGCUGGACGUGCGAUGCUAGUAACUGGAACGAAUGCGCUCAAGUCGGCUUCUUGGAAGCGUGCGAUGCACAGAUAACUGCUUGUUCAAUAACAUCAAGAAUGCGCAACGGAGAAGUAAGAUCAAUCUCAGCCGGUUGUAAAGCCCGAGAUGCAUGCGAGUCUGAUAAACUCAACAACUUUGCAAUUUUCGAAGAAGAUGCUCCUCACACGAGCGGCCACCAAUGUCGACCUGACUCUGAUCUGGGCCCGUCUGUUUGUCGACAGUGCUGUUACAGUAACAACUGCAACUUCAUGCUCGACUUUGUCGACGAGCUUGGCUGGAGUCAAGUUUUAUUUUAA
This is a messenger RNA of Oikopleura dioica, 717 nucleotides long. The record is from the annotation of a GenBank genome assembly. NCBI's taxonomy places the organism in Eukaryota, Metazoa, Chordata, Appendicularia, Copelata, Oikopleuridae.